AAAUACAAAACAGGUAACCAGAAAUUCCCACAGUUCAUGGGUAUAAAAAUGUCCUCAAAUUCAAUAUUGGAAUUAGUUGUCAUCGAUCUCACAACGACUAAACAUCACUUUGAAAACCAUGAAAAUAUUUGUAGCUGUGUGUUUCUUGUUUGCUGUGAGCACCUCCGCCUAUGUGGUCAAGAGUCGUGAUGAACAUUUGCAGUUUCGCAAUGAAUGUAUUGCCGAAUUAAAAGUUCCCACCGACUUGCUCAACCAAUAUAAACAAUUCCAAUAUCCAAAUGAUUCUACGACCCAAUGCUAUUUGAAAUGUAUUUUUGUUAAAUUUGGUUUCUUCGAUACGACCAAUGGUUUCAGUGUUGAAAAUAUUCACCAACAAUUGGUUGGAGCUGCUGCUGAGGCCAAUCACGGCGAUGAUCUCCAUACGAAAAUUUCGUCAUGCAUUGAUAAAAACGAACAGGGCAGCAAUGCCUGUGAAUGGGUCUAUCGUGGUGCCACCUGUCUCAUCAAGAACAAUUUGCCAUUGGUUCAACGCAGUGUGGCGACUCAGACUUAGUGAUAUAAUUUUAGUAAUAUUAGAUUUUCUGUAUUAAAAUAUAAAUUUAUGAAUACAUCUUUUUUGAUUUUUUUAAA
Messenger RNA from Musca domestica (house fly), 630 nucleotides. Its product is annotated as general odorant-binding protein 99a-like. The record is from RefSeq and is a predicted model, not a curated record. The transcript has 2 exons. Gene Ontology annotation, molecular function: odorant binding. NCBI's taxonomy places the organism in Eukaryota, Metazoa, Arthropoda, Insecta, Diptera, Muscidae. The coding region runs from base 119 to 553 and encodes 144 amino acids. Gene Ontology annotation, biological process: sensory perception of smell.